AUGGCCGACAACCCAGAAAACGGCAGCCCUGGCCAGGGCGACGCCCCUGCACCGGUCGAGCAUCUGAACAUCAAGGUCACCGACAACAACAACGAAGUCUUCUUCAAGAUCAAGCGGAGCACCAAGCUCGAGAAGCUCAUGCUUGCCUUCUGCGAGCGCCAGGGCAAGUCGCCCAACUCGGUGCGCUUUCUCUUCGAGGGACAGAGAGUCCAGCCCACCGAUACCCCCGAUACUCUCGAGAUGACAGAUGGUGACACACUCGAAGUUCACCAGGAGCAGGUUGGAGGAUGCUAG
Molecule: messenger RNA, 294 nt
Organism: Phialemonium atrogriseum
Lineage: Eukaryota; Fungi; Ascomycota; Sordariomycetes; Cephalothecales; Cephalothecaceae
Product: ubiquitin-related domain-containing protein
Exons: 2
Coding region: 1-294 (97 amino acids)
Biological process (GO): protein sumoylation
Cellular component (GO): nucleus; septin ring
Molecular function (GO): ubiquitin-like protein ligase binding; protein tag activity
Source: RefSeq, a predicted model, not a curated record